AGGUUAACAAACGAACCAGGCAGAAUGUAUGGACUUUCCUGUACUGUAUGGGCCUUCCUGCACCUCCAUAAGUGAACACAGUUAUGGCCGUGCCCACUUAUGGAACUUGCUGCAAGGGAAGUGAUGCUAUAGAUGCUUGACAAACUCCCCCCGGAUAAAUUGGGCACCUGCAGCCUGCUUGCAGAAGCUGCCUCAGCUGCCUCAGCUGCGCAGUCUGGAGUGACAGCAGCGCAGCUGGCUGCACGCAUUUCGCACACGAUAACUGUGUCCGCCACGACUCACAGUACAGAACGCUGCCACAGCUCACAUACCUGACUUGGCUCUCUAAAUCCUGAAAACUGUAAAAGCCUAUGUGAACAUAAUUAUACAAACGGGCAAUAAUAGAAAAUAAUUCCUGACUGUUCAGAUUCAGUGGAUGAUGCAAUUCUGUGGAAUUUGGCAGUUACAGAUGGUUACACAGAAAUGUUUGUAACGUCUUUUUCAUUGUAAUUUUGAGUAUCGUUAUGUAGUUGUUUCACAAUAACAUUUGAGCAGUUUCAUGAAAUGUUUUACAAUUUCUGUCCAAAAAGGAAAUAUUCUACACAUGGUAUCUCUGCGUAAUAUAUAAGAAUGCAUGCAUGUAAUAUUCAAACACUAAAAUUGACAUUUAGUUUUGUGCAAGGUCUUAGUGGCUUGUGGUUUUGAGAUGUGCUGAGAGGUCCUGCAUUUCCUGUUAUGGUCAUUUAGCUUUGAGUUCUGCUUUAAAACACACUCCACAUUUCAUGUGACAGAACAGAAUUUUCUAGAAUGCAGUGGUUUGCAGUGUUGUCAUCAUUAGUGCUGCUGUGCUCACUAGUUCGCAGCAGGCAGCUGCGUCUGGUUGGCGGCUGGCGGAGAGGUGGCUGCUCGGGGCUGGUGGAGGUGCGUGACGGCGGCAGGUGGGGGCGGCUCUGCUUUGACCGCAGGAACCCGAUUGUGGCCCGGCUGGUGUGCCUGGACGCCGGGUGCGGGGAGCUGGACUUCUUGCGCCCCAGGAGAGGAGACAGAGCUACGUCUGGGGUGCAGCUACUCUGUGAGGGCCAGGAGACCACCCUGCGAGACUGUCUCUGGAGAAGCCAAGACACGCCCUGUGACACCGAGCUAGACAUGGUCUGCACAGAUGGUGUUCCGUCUGAGCCAGUGAGCACCAGCGACACACCUAGACAACAGCAACACACACCUUCCAGCCUUCCGUGUUCCUUCGCCGCUGCCCCACCCCCAGGGCGGCUCUUCUCUGUGCUGUACGCGUCUCUGGUGCUCUGUGGCUUGGCCGUCAUGGUGGCUGCCGUCCUGACCGUGGAAGUGUUGGCAAGGAGACGCAGAUCGGCCCGGUUAGAGGUAAUUGACUUGACAAUUAGUGCUACUGAUUGGCCAGACUGGAUUCACACCUGACUCCCAGGUUAAGGGAGGUUGGAAAACCAGCAGCUUGAGGUCUGUGAUUUGAGUAAGUGGGUUGUGAAGCAGUGAGUCUGAGGUCUACGGUCAGUCAGCGAGUCAGUCGCUCAGAAUGUAUUUCUGCUCGGGCUGCUGGGUGGCUCAUCGUGUGAAAGCGCUGUUGUAGCGCCUGCUCGGGCUGCUGGGUGGCUCAUCGUGUGAAAGCGCUGUUGUAGCGUCUGCUCGGGCUGCUGGGUGGCUCAUCAUGUGAAAGCGCUGUUGUAGCGCCUGGCUUUUGGCCCCACGGUCUGAUAUGUGACCAAGCGAUGGGACGGAUUCAGCCGGCCGGGAUGACUCUGCCUCAUCGCACACCAGCGACCUUCAUUUGCACCGCUCACCUAUUCACCUGGCGAAGUGCACAAGAAAGGUCCUCCUUGGACUCCCCCCAUCUGUGCAAUCCGCAGUGUGUUAAGAAGUGGCGGGUGACAUGGCAGCGUAUGCAAUGCUGGGGAAGAGAAAGGGGAAAAACAUUUUUGAAA
This is a messenger RNA of Anguilla anguilla (European eel), 1931 nucleotides long. Its product is annotated as scavenger receptor cysteine-rich domain-containing group B protein-like. Gene Ontology annotation, cellular component: membrane. The record is from RefSeq and is a predicted model, not a curated record. Bases 787 to 1410 code for a protein of 207 amino acids. NCBI's taxonomy places the organism in Eukaryota, Metazoa, Chordata, Actinopteri, Anguilliformes, Anguillidae. The transcript is spliced from 5 exons.